Messenger RNA from Nannospalax galili (Upper Galilee mountains blind mole rat), 3898 nucleotides. It is a transcript of the gene Mpzl1, whose product is annotated as myelin protein zero like 1. The coding region runs from base 165 to 974 and encodes 269 amino acids. Lineage: Eukaryota; Metazoa; Chordata; Mammalia; Rodentia; Spalacidae. The record is from RefSeq and is a predicted model, not a curated record. The transcript is spliced from 6 exons. Gene Ontology annotation, cellular component: cell surface; membrane; focal adhesion.
GGGCUGGAGCUGGGCGGAGGGCGGGCUGGCGGCCACUGGGGCCGCGAGCGGGGAGCGGCGGCAUGGAGGUACCUUCGCACCGGUAGCCGAGCCCGGAGCUGUGGGCGCUGAGGCCAGCGAGCCGACCGCAGCGGGGACCCGGGCCGAGCGGCGCGGCGGCGGACAUGGCAGCGGCCGCUGGAGUCCCGGCAGUGAUUGCGGCUUCAGCUCGCAGGCGCUGGCUGUGGUCGGUGCUGGCGGCGGCGCUCUGGCUGUUGACAGCUAGAGUAUCAGCCUUGGAGGUCUAUACACCCAAAGAACUCUUUGUGGCCAAUGGGACACAAGGGAAGCUGACGUGCACAUUUAAGUCUGCUAAUAGAACUGGAGGGUUGACCACUGUCUCCUGGAGCUUCCAGCCAGAGGGGACUGACAGCACUGUGUCGUUUUUCCACUACUCACAAGGGCAGGUGUACGUUGGGAAUUAUGCACCAUUUAAAGACCGAAUCAGCUGGGCUGGAGAUCUUGACAAGAAAGAUGCAUCAAUCAACAUAGAAAAUAUGCAAUUCAAACAUAAUGGCACCUAUAUCUGUGAUGUCAAAAACCCUCCUGACAUUGUUGUCCAGCCUGGGCAUAUCAGGCUCUAUGUUGUGGAAAAAGAGAACUUGGCAGUGUUCCCAGUGUGGGUGGUGGUGGGCAUUGUCACCGCUGUGGUCCUAGGCCUCACUCUGCUCAUCACCAUGAUUCUGGCCGUCCUCUAUAGAAGGAGAAAUUCGAAACGGGAUUACACUGGCUGCAGUACAUCAGAGACUUUGUCACCGGUUAAGCAGGCUCCACGGAAGUACCCCUCCGACACAGAGGGUCUAGUAAAGAGUCUGCCUUCCGGAUCAUACCAGGGCCCAGUCAUAUAUGCGCAGUUAGACCACUCCGGCGGACAUCACAGUGACAAGAUUAAUAAGUCAGAGUCUGUGGUGUAUGCGGACAUCCGGAAAAAUUAAGAGAAGACCCAGAACAUAUCCUGAGCAAGAAACAAGUCCAAACUGGAUUCUUGUGCAGAAAAUGUAGCCCAUAACCAUGUGUGGCCUUGAGGACUUGGGCAAGGACAAGCACAUGUGUACUCACAGAGAAAAAAAUGUGUAUAAAGGAUAUGUUUGUUCUAUUUAAUCUUCCUGAUGUGAGAGGCCAUUGUUGCACGAUGAAAUGAUGGUGUGAUUCUGCAUAUAUGUAAAUUGUCUUGCUGUUUUUGGACAUUCUUUCAGGGUCAUUUCUAAUUGGGAAAUUUCAGAAACAUUCCAAUCACUAUAUCAAAUAGCUAUGGUUUGCUUUAUUGGAGACAGUAGCAGACCUGUUAGUAUUUCUGGUAGACGUGGCCUUUUCAUCUAAGGGCUUAACCAGUCUUAGCAUUUCUUGUAGUUGGAGAAUGAGAUAUUACAGUGGAGGCAUAUCCAGGGUGGCCUUUCACACAGGGUCAGAAGCAUCUGUUCCAUUGUAGCUACUAAGACACCAUCCAUUAACCAGGCCACCUGAAGACAGUUUGACAAGAUUUUGUUAGCAUUUUUCUAAAAUAUGAAGCUAUUCUCAGCUUUAUGUCCUGCAUAGGUUUUGGUCACACCCUUUAAGUAUAUCUUGUCAACUUGUGGAUUCCUAAUAUCAAGGUUACCAAAGGAUGAAUGCCUCAGCUCACUUCUAGGUAUUUUAGGUCAGUACUGAAGAGUUCAUUAAGGUGGUGAGUCCAGGCUUUGCUCAAGGCGUGUCGUGCCAUUUGGAAGUAAGAGGUACCGGUUACAUCCUUUACUGAAGUUCCUCUGAAGGCAAAGCCCACCCAGAAGCAGCUGAAGAGGGGAGUUUGCUUCCCUCUCGGUGGGCAGAAAUGUGAUGGCUGUGUUGCCAGUGUGGUCUCCAGAGACUUGCUGUCUCUAGAAUCUUCAGUCAUGCUUCUGAAAGAGGCAGGACCAUAUGGCUCUGACAGCAGCUUCAUGAAACUUCAGAAUCCUGAAGGAGGCAGAGUUAAGGCUCAUGCAGAGCUACUAGGACGGCUACUGAGCAAGCCCUGUGUCAGGUGUCAUUCUGUUUCUCCUGCUUUCCCACCAUUACUUAGAGCUGAUAAACAGUGAGACAGGGAUAUAUUUUGGCCUUUCUUUCCUUGAUGGCCUUCCACCCCACCUCAGAUCAAUGAAAUUCUGUUUUAGAGGAGAGACAGGUGCUCAGAAGAUUGUUGGCCAGUGUUUAUAUGCUCUCCCAUAUUCUGCAUCACUUCACUUUAAAACAAACUUUUUUCCCUUUAAACUGGGAAGCCAGGUCUUGGGAUGUAGCUCAGUUGUAGAGGCCUUGCCUAACAUGUGCAAGGCCUGGAUUUAAUCCCCAGCACCACUAGAGAUAAAUAAAUAAAGCCUAGUAGACUGGCACUCACCUGUAAUCCCAGCACCUGGAAGGUGGCAGUGAGAAGGAUCCAGAGUUCAAGGACAUCCUCACCUACAUAGUGAGUUCAAGGCAAGCCUGGACUACAUCACAUCCUAUUUCAAAACCCAGAAAUGAAUACAAUGGAAAUCCCAUGGUAUAGGAAGAAUCCCCUCUAUAGCCCCCAACACAUGCUGAUGUAAGGAGUGGAGAAGGGAAGUGGUGGUUUUCCUCUUACUGGUUUGAGGUACACCAUAGCCGCUUCCUUUUCCUUCCCACCCUCUGUCAUCUCUGGAGGAUGUUUGAGAACUGAGCUUUAAGAGGAUUCAUAAAGGGAGUAAGCACAACUGAAGCUUAAAAGCAUGCACGGGAUGACCAAACAUAGGAAGAGAACAGCUUCAGAGCUAACGCUGACCUGUGUGAGGGCUUUGCUUUUCUGAGGAACUGUGCCAUCCCAUAAUGCUCCAGCCCGAAUCCUGUGAAUCUGUGAGGAGACAGGUCAGGUUUUGUCAUGAAUCUGGGCGUUGUCAGCUUAGGCCUUGCAAGCACUCCUCUGUUUGUGAGCCACCUCAAGGGUAACAGAGCCUGCCCUGAGCAUUUCCCACACAGUGGCCACCUUUGCCUUGUUCCCUAAAACCUUUCUGUGUUUCAAGGGUUGAGACUGUCAUUGUCACUGUUCAGUGGAUGUCACACUACUCUCAGUGAGCCUUUGCCACUGUGGACAGCACAGCUGACCUGGACUAUGUUCAUAGUAAAAGGGUCCAAAUCAACAGAGCCCACACGAGUGAUAUAUAAGUACAAACCUUUGGGAGAGGCAGCCCUUCUUUUCAGUGGUCCCCACUGAAUGGACUGCUCAUUCCUAGUGCUUCCUGGCAGCAAGUGCCCUCAUUUCCCCUUGCAGUGCUGAGACUUCAAGACUGGUCCUAGGGAGGGUGGGGGGCUCUGCUCAAAUGACUGUAGUGUUCUCCCCCGUCCUUGAGAUGACCUCCUUUCUGCACCUGACUUCACAACCUGCCUGCCCAACCUGACCUAACCCCCAUCAGCACUCUGCUGUUCUGGCAGAAAGUCUCCUUAGCCCUGACCUAUCUUCUUCCCUAGGCAGGCCAGGUGGGUCUGCAGCACAUCCAGCUACCUGCAGGAAGAUGCUCGGACUCCAGCAGAGCAUCUCAAAGUGGUCUCAGUCCCAAGGCCAUCUCACUUCUGUACAUACCUCAAUUGGAGUUUCUGGCCUGUUCCUACAUUCUGUCUUCCUAGGCCUUCUUGCAGAUAACAGCUUCGGGGUUGUAACCAAGUGGCAGCUCUGUCCCUGUGUCUUAUAACUGGCAGAAGGAAGCCUUCUAAAAUUAUUUGUGAAUUUUGUGAAGGGACACCUAAAAGCAAUAACUUAAAAGAUUAAACUUCCCAUCCAUACUUUCUCAAUCGAAAUGUAUCCAGCCAGGGAGAAAUACCAAGUUCAUUGUUACCUUUUUGAUCUUUGCAUUUUCAGUUGUACUUAUGUUUUAAUACAUCUUUUUCAAUUUCUGAA